Molecule: messenger RNA, 1096 nt
Organism: Didymodactylos carnosus
Lineage: Eukaryota; Metazoa; Rotifera; Eurotatoria; Philodinida; Philodinidae
Source: the annotation of a GenBank genome assembly
ACUGACAGUAAUAGUGAUGCGGUAAAGCAUUGUGAUGGUAGAAAAUAAGAUGGUCAGAUAGAACGAUUAUGAUAUGUGGUUCUCGUCAUUCUUACUUUUUCUUUUGUUCUCACUGAUGUAUUGUUUUUUACACAACCAGUUGAUAUAAGUACAACAGAAAAAUAAAUGCUUUGGUAUAAAUUAAGAAAUGAGUGACAAUGCCGACAAAUGUUGAAGCAUUCUUUCUGAAUCCAAGUAGUUUAGGUUAAAAGUAAUCAUGCAUUUAAAUCAUCUCUCAAUUUAUACCUAUAGAACGAAAAAACGCACAACAAUGGUAUUUUAAAAGUGGAAUUUAAUUCCAUUUAUACACAUUUUUCAUUUCUGUAAACAUAUACACAUUUUAUCCAACGGUAGCAAAUAGCUUUUUCGUUAAAAUAGUUUGUUCAUGUAUAAAGUUGUUUCGCCUGAACGACCAGCUUAUCGUAUUGUACGAAAAGUCAGACGAGUCAAUCCGAACGACUCUCCACCUCCUCGUCAUCGUUCGCCAUCAGUUAUUAAUCCACGGCUUGUUCAAGUUCAUGUCUCUCCUAAUAGUCAUCGACAAUCAUCUCCAACAUCCGCCGUUCCUAAGCCACGUAAAACAAUUCCACCUCACGAAACGCAACGUCCUACAUAUUAUGUUCCCGAACACGCUGUUAAACAAGCGUAUAAUAUUGGUUCAACUCGACUUGUCAAUAAAUAUUUAAUUGAACGAAGCGAUUUCAAACAAGUAAUAUUGUGGACGUGUUUAUCAUGUUGUGAUAAUCAAUGCUUCGACGAAAAGUGUGGAGGCAAUACUACAAUAAUUGAUAUUAAAAUUGGUAAUAACUCAAACUCAACAAUGACCAAUCGUACAUCAACACCAAAUCUCAUCACUGCUACUAUUCAAGAUACAACGACUAGUUCAUCCGAAGAUCCUGAUUUUAUUGAUCAACAUCGUUUUGCUCAAACAGUUGUUGAACUUCUACUUGACCUUUUACAAAAAGCAAAUUUGUCUGCUAAUCUAAUACAAAAUGAAACAGAAAUAGCAGUAACUACAACCGCAACUCCAAAAAUAUCAAAAUUAAAGCUUUUAUGA